Notolabrus celidotus (New Zealand spotty) is the source of this 5579-nucleotide messenger RNA. Its product is annotated as nuclear mitotic apparatus protein 1-like. Gene Ontology annotation, biological process: actin filament organization. Gene Ontology annotation, molecular function: actin filament binding. The transcript has 18 exons. Lineage: Eukaryota; Metazoa; Chordata; Actinopteri; Labriformes; Labridae. The record is from RefSeq and is a predicted model, not a curated record. Gene Ontology annotation, cellular component: actin cytoskeleton. The coding region runs from base 748 to 5235 and encodes 1495 amino acids.
GUUUUCGGAGAAGAGGAAACGGUUCAGAUGAAGUGAAGUUAUUCAUUAAAAUUAUUUUAUUCCCCAUGCUGAGUGUCAAAUAGAUAAUUAUAAGUAUUUAAAAAUAUUUUGUUAUAUGUAAACAUUAUUUUUAUGUCUCUUUAGGGAAACCUGGACACAACAUGAAGUGAGACCCCCUCCCUCCCCACUCCCGAGCUAGCAGUAUACCUCAUAUCAGGGUGGCAGGAGAACAAGGUGAACUCUAACAGCAACAAGCCUGCACAGAAGAGCGGAGGGAAGGUCCCAGCAGCAGCCUCAGCACCUCUGAGCAGUGGAGCCAAACAGGGAGGCAACAGUUCAUCUCGAUCCAGUGUGAGCUCAGGAAGGAGUAACAGCCUGGGCAGCAGAGGUUUGGGCUCGUCUGUUAGUGGCAGCAGAGCUGGAGGCAGUUUGAAGAGAGGCGGUCAGCAGAGCCUGGUUGGUCAGCAGGGCAGCAGAGCGGUAUCUCGCCCCAACAGACCGGCUCUACGCCUCUGCAGCAGCCGCAGCUUCUCAUCCCUCCACACUUCCUCUCUCACCACCGCUCCAUUCAUCCGGAGCAGCCGCUCUCUCAGCAGACUCGACCAAAGACCCAACAGAGAUGAUUCAAACCACAAAGCUUUAAGUUCACAAGCAGAAAAAGGAGAAACCACAGAAAACAACCCCAUAAGUCCUGACCAGCUGAUCAGGCCUAACACAGAUCUGUGUCAGGGUGAUGAAUCAGAGAUAAUGAAAACAUGCAGCUCCUCUCAGACAGCAGAGUCGUCCUCUCCUCUGGUCUCCACCGCUGAUUGUUACCAACACUGCAGCAAAGUGAAGAAACAGAGCAGAGAUGGAGUGUACACACUCUGUGCAAUGACCUCUGGGAUGAGACGCAACUGGGUCCAAGCUGUGUUGAAGAAUGUUAGGCCUGGCCCUACACCUGAUGUCAAAGGCUCUGUCACAGAGCAGCAGCCUCCCUCACGUCCAUCUGACGGUCUGAAGGAAACUGAACACACAAACAGCUGUUCAGAAAACUGUGCAGAGGAAUCACAAAACCAGCAGAAAGAACAGAAACUCUGUCUGCACAGUCCUGCUGAUAAAAACUCUGCACCAUCUACAAUCUGCCCCUCUUAUCUCUUCACCCCAAUCUCACCCCCCGCCUCUCCCACCCUGUCCCCUAACGAGUGUGCACAGCAGAGGGAGGAGGGUGGAGGUGCUUCCUGUUGUCUUGUUGAAGUCUCACAGACAGGUGUGACAGAUACUUUGUCACAUGUCGCUGGAGCUGAAGGCAAUUCUACUUCUACAACAAUGCCGUCAAAAGAUGAGUGUUUGACUAAAAGUUCAAACAUGCAAAGUGAAACUGAGCAGAGAGUGAACACCACCCUCCAGAGUGAAGAGCAACAAGUGUCAGGAAACAAGCAGAAAACUGGGCAACUCGUCAAAGAGCUUGAACUCACACAGAGGGAACUUUCUCGACUGCAGAAGUUAAACAGGAAUCUGCUGGAUGAGCUACGACAACAGAGAGAGAGUCAACAUCUUUUACAGGUUGUUAAUCUUCCAAACGGGUCUCCUCAACAAGCUUUGGCUCUGCAGCGGCUGCAGAAGAUGAACCUUGACCUCCGCUCUGAGCUGGAGGCUCUGAAGAGGAGUCAGGAGGAGACCAGAGAAGCCGAACUGAGGCAAAGAGUGGACCUCUUGGCUCAGCAGGCACAGCUCCUGGUCACAGGUGAUGCCACAGCUCUCGCACAGGCCCAUCUGGAGCAAGACCGCAGACAGUUUCAGGAGCAGCGAGUGGAGUGGGAGCGCUGUGUGGCCUCCCUGAAGUCCCAGCUGAGUGCUGCUGAGGAGCAGAGGGGGGAGGCAGAGUCUCGCUUCACACAGCUGCAGCAGGAGGUGCAGGGUUACCACAGUCUGCAGGAGGACGCAGAGCACUUGCAGAAAAAUCUGCAAGACAUGAAAAGUCAACUUCAAGCCAAUGAGGAGGCACAGGCUCAAAAAGAGACUCGUCUACAGAAACACCUCCUGCUGCUUAAAGCCAGUCAGGAGAGAGAGCGGAGGAGUCUGGCUGCCAGCCUCGCACAGGAAGAGCAACACUCACAGGACCUUCAGCAGAGACUGGAACAGGCGGAGGAGCAGGUGGGGAGCCUGAGUAAGACUCAGACCUGGACAAGAGAGAUCGAAACAGCUCAACAGCAGCUCCAAGAGGAACUGACAUGUACAGUGUCAGCUGUACGGAAACUUCAAGAGGAAAGAAAGCAGCUGGAGCGCCGCUGUGAAGAGCUGCAGAGUCAGUUAUCUGACGCAGACGGGGAGGUGAGUCGACUACAGAGCCGCCUGAAAACAGACGAGACGCACUACUACAACCUCGAGCACUCAUAUGAGAGGGCGUGUGAGGAGCUGCAGGUAGCCUUAGGGAAGGUGAAGCAUAAAGAAACAGACACUGCGGACAUACGAGAGGGGUACGAGAGGCUCCUGGACAGGAAGGAGCAGGAGCUGACUGAAAUUCUGCUGAAGAUGGAGGUACUAGGAAACAGCCUGGAGGAGACAGAGGUGAAGCUGAAUGAAAUGAUGAAAGUUUGUACCUGUUCCACUUCAGGGGCUCCUCAACAACAGAACACUGAUCCCACAGUAGACAGUGGCUCAGGUGCUGUUGAACAUGCACAAACCCGUUCUGAGUCAUCUCACCCGUGUGCUGUCACAGCAACAGACGAUCAAGAGAGGUUUAUGUCUGUGAUUCAGGCUCUUGAGACCAAGCUGUAUGUGACGGAGGAGAAACUGAGGGACAUCAUGCAGAGACUGGAGGAACAGCAGGGUCACACCAGCUGUCAGGACCCCCACCUCUGCUCCCAGCUCACCCGGAGCCGAGCCAACGCUCAGCACCUGAGUCUGCUGCUGCACAGCCAGGCCAAGCAGAGCCAGCGUUUCGCCCAGGGGACAGAAAACCGCUGCAGGAUGCUGCUGGGCAGGUUUCAGGUGGCGCUGAACAUCAUACAAGCCUGCAGAGAAAAACUUCAAGCCAAUCCAAUUAAUAUAACAGAGUUUGAGAGGCAACUAGCCAGUGCUGCUGCCUGCCUUCAGCAAGGAGAGAAAGAUGCAGAGAAACAAGUGCAUGAAUCACGACACGCAGGCAGAGGAGAGGACAAGAUCCUGAAUGAUGAAGCAUCAGCCGGAUCUGAGAGGAAGCCCCCUGAGGAGGACGUGGAGAGUGUUGGAAAGUGUUUGAUGAGGGAACUAUUUGUAACAGAGAAAAUGGUUUCAGUCCUUCAGAGUCAACGUGGACUAAUACACUCAGUGCCAAGAGAGACUGAGGGGGGCUUUGCACAAAGGUACAGAAACAUCGUCUCCCAAAGAAUAGCUUUAAAACUAGACAGAACUCAGUCUGGAAGAACAGAGUAUGAAAACACUGAACCUUUAGAAAGCACCAUCCACAGAGUCUGUGCUGAAGCAGAGCUGAUAUAUACAGCCUUUAGACUUCAGCAGCAAAAUGAGAGCGGGACCAUCACACAAAGUCAAGGAGCGGAGCAUCAAAGGAAGGGUCUGGCAGAUAUUAACCCCCCUGAGCUGGCUCCUUAUGAAGGCAGAGGUUCAGAAGCAGCUGCAGGAGAGAGCGAUGACUCUGAUGUCAGAAAGGUAGAGGCAGAGAAAGAAGCAGACUGGUUACAGAGACUGAUACCCCGGCUACAGAGAAGAGCCGAAUGCUUGAACCAGCUGUGCCAGGAGACUUCUGAUGGUGAUGCAGCAGAGGGCAGUAUGGACGUAAAGAUGGAAAAUGCUCCUGCAGCAGACUUGAAUCGAAUGCAGGAGCAUGCGAAGAUGAUAUAUUUGUUGGAGAGACUGUCCUUGGAUUAUGAGCAUCAAACUGAGGAGUUAGAGGAAAAACUGCAGGCUCUGCGCAAAGAGGAAGAUGUCAUAUUAAAGAACGAGCAGGAGGCUUUAAAUCACAACCUGUGUCAGCUUCAAGAAGACAACAGUGCGCUAAGAGAUGAGCUAGAGCGCGCUGAGCUCAAGAUAAUCUCUGUGGAGACCGGGAACCAGAGACUCCUGGAAAACAUGCAGGAAAUUGAGGAUUACCACGAGGAACGGAUAAACAAACUGGAAGCAGAGUUUCAGGAGAAGAUAACAGAGCUGCAGCACAUCCACGAAGAAGAGAUGAAGUACUUGCAUUGUUACUACACCAAGUCUUGUUUGUUCAAAGAGAAGCAGACCAGAACCUGCACAGAUGCUCCUGCUGUCACUGAGUGUGCAUCCUCCUCACCUGACCAGACUGUGACGAAGAAGAGAAGCAGAGAGGAGCUCGGAGAACAGGCGAUGGGAGCUGAUGCAGCAGAGUUGAGAGGAGAUCAUGAAAUACUUGAGGCCCCUUGUGAUGGGAGUUUCACUGCUCUGGAGGAAAUGCACAGACAGCUGGUUGGUGACCUGCAGCAGCAGCAUGAGCAGGAGGUGGCAGCUCUUCUGAAGGAGAAAGACCAUCUGCUGCAGGAGGAGACGGCCUCCACCAUGGCAGCCAUUGUAGCGAUGAGAAGAGCUCAUAAACAGGAGCUGGAGAGGAGUCGACGGGCUCAGCACAUCAAGGAAAGUGCUGACAUCACACAACUGCAAAUGGAGUACGACAAAGAGCUCCAGGUGCUGCAGAAGGAGCUCGAUGUGUUGUCGGUUCAGCACACUCAGAAGUGUCUGGAAAGCGCCCAGCUGAACAAAGAGCUGCAGGAGGAGAGACAAUCCUCGGUGCAGUACCAAAGAGAAAACCAGGAGCUCAAAAAGAAGCAGAGAGAGACAGAAGACACGACUCAACAAUAUUUCUCUCUGAAUGGGAAGCAGCUGCAUGCUGCCUCUCAAGGAAGUGACUUCUAUGAGAUGGAGGUGAUCCUGAGGGCGAGGGAGGCAGAAAUGCAAUUUCUCAGACAGGAAGCUCGCUCACUGAGGGAGGAGUUGAAGAUUGCUCGAUUGGACAAAAUAUAUGCCCACCACAAGCUGAAGGCUCUCUAUACAAACAAUCAGGAUGAACCCAAUCCUGACGUCAACAAACACUGUGAAGAUUUCAACUUCUCCACUUUGUCUCUUGGCAGAGACGCUGCAGCUCAGAGCCUCGAGGACACUGUGACAAACACAAACAACGCUGCUUUUCUGGAGAAAACAAAGAAAUCAUCCCUCACACGUCAGAUCAGAGGACUGAGCUCAAUGAGUUUAAAAGACGGCCUCUCUGCCCAAGAGAGAAUGAAGCUGUUUGAGUCAUAGGAUCUACUUCUUAUUAUGAGAACAUUCAGUGUGUUCCACCAGUGUAAAAAAAAAUGUCAUUAACACAUUGUACCACUAGAUGUAGCAGCACACAACACAUGGCUCCAUCUGAGGCUGAGAUCAUGUUCAUGUUUUAAACUUCUGUUCUGCAAAGAAAAAGUUUGAUGACCAAAAUAUUUUUGCUGUGAAAAUAAAAUAAGGCACACUUUAAGAAUAGGGCUAUUUUUUAAUAUAGAACAACAAGUUUGUAAUGUUGAUAUUAUUAGUUAUGUAUGAAGAUGAAGAUGUUGUACUGUUGCAUCAUUAUCUAAUGUAAAGAAAGACAAUAAAGUGAUAUAACCUUA